CAUUCAAAAAGGAAACACACAACAACACCAUGGUAGAUUCUUCGUCGUCGACGUCUUCUUCUCUCGCAGCAAGUAUGACGGCCAUGGGGCUUUUCGUCGUCACGGCGGCUGUCUCUCAGUGGAUUCAGAACCAUCACGAGAGAAAACGGGAGAAUCGCGAACKAACAAUGCCCGGUAGGCGGCGAUUUGGAAAAGACACGAGCCGAAACAGAAGCACGAGUACUGCUUUUAGCCAAGCCAUCGACAGCGAUACCGACUAUCACGAUUUCUACACCGCMUCCGAACUCGACGAGCGGGAAAGAAUACAAAUUCUACGGCGCAGGGCUUUCCAACGGAGGAGGCUCUCGCGGCGAUUGAGUUUCAGCUAUCAAUUCGAAAGCGGCAGCUCCGAUGACAGCACCCACAAAAACAAAAACGGCAACGAGGAACAACAGCAACAACAAACGCGGCGGCAACGCCAAGACGAGGUGGAAGACGACGACAGCUUUUUUGGGAACAUCACGUCUUCGCAUGGCAGCCGGGUGAGACAACGGCCGCCUGCUCCUCCGACGGAAUGGUCUCUUUCGCCGCACCAUCCCAAGAGAAAGCCUUUUGGUGAGCAUCCGGUGGCAUCCCUGCCGCUGGGUUCGAACGGCACCGGAAAUCCACCCAGCAGCUACCAGCGAUGGCCGCCGAUGGGACCAUCGCAGGAGAGCAACCCUGUCACCGUUACCACGCGGCUCGUGGCCAUCAACGAUCGAUACCACGACUUUCACCCGAAGUACCAAAACUGGCGCCAUUUCGAGCAUUGCAACGAACGAGAUCGGGCCCUGCAGCGACAAAAGGAGCUCGCGGCAAACCAACAAAUAGAAGUAGAARCAAGAAUAGAAAAACAGACACAUCACGAAGAAAUUCCCAGUAACCACUCGCAACAAGAAGCUGGCGAAGUCGCAGCUGAAUCAGGAGGAUCGCCAAGCGCCGACACUUCYUCCACGACGUCCACAGCAACUCCCAACCGACKGUCCUCUUCCGCARCAAUAGAGAACACAAGCGAUCAAGAAUCCGUAUCAACCUUUGGYAACGACAAAAAUAUCGACAACAAAGUUAGUGACAAGGUGYUUCAUCCCAGAGGAAACGAAUACGUCUGGACAAAUGGUGGUCACGCAUCCAAGUAUAAUCGCCAGAUGUCGUCCAAGUCCGACUGUCGUUUCGUGAGUGGCACGGAUGAUUCCGAGUCAUCGUCCUCUCCAAAAUGGGACGAACACCAAGAUAAGUGGGCUUCGCUUUCGACAAUACGAACAAAGAAUAUUCGCAGCAAUCAGGAGGAGCAAAGUCAAAUCGGAAAGUUUGAGCGGUUCUACCGCAUGCUGUCGAGCAGCAUUAUUGAAGAUGACGAUGUACCCACCGCACAAAAGACGCAAGGGAACCAAUCUCGAGAUUUUUUCGGGGAGCCACCACUCCGCCUGUCGUCCCACGUUCGUGCCCACUCCCGUGCUUCGUCUACUACCGCGGCGGCUAGUGACUACGACGGUGCUGUGUUCGGAGAAGACAUCGAAGACCGCCACCGGGCACUUCGAACAGAAUACAACGCCCAAAUCAUGCCCGAGAAGCUGGUAUUGAUCCGCCACGGUCAAUCCCUGGGAAACGUCGACGAAACRGCCUACGCCACCACAUCGGACAACGCUAUGCCGAUCACGGACCUGGGCUGGGAACAGGCCAAAAAGGCCGGAACGAUACUCAAGGACAAGAUUUUGAACCCGGGCGAAUCCGUCCACUUUAUGGUCAGUCCGUACGUGAGAACUGUCGAGACCUUCCACGGAAUUGUCAGUGCCUGGUGUGAUCCCGAUGGCCCCGAGUUUGCCGACAUCCAAGACCACAACCGCAAGGYCAACGCAUGGUACGAGCGAUUGACGGAACUGGGCCUAACCUGGAACGAGGAUCCACGGAUCCGUGAACAAGACUUUGGAAACUACCAGAACCCAGAAGCUACCAGGAAGGCAAAGGAGGAACGUUUUCGGUUUGGUACGUUUUAUUACCGCUUCAACAAUGGAGAAUCUGGAUCGGACGUCUUCGACCGGGUUUCGACCUUUCUGGACAGCCUCUGGCGAUCCUUCGAAACGAACAAGUCACAGAACUAUGUGCUGGUAACCCACGGAAUCGUGUUGAGGGUGUUGAUGGCACGGUACUUUCGCUACACAAUCAGCCAGCUGAACAUGCUGGCAAACCCGCGCAACUGCGAAAUGGUAGUUCUCGGGCACGCGGGAGAUGGCCGGUUGGAUUUGGAGGGUCGCUGCGCCCUCGAGAUGGAAAAAGACCCCGAUACCCAGCAAUCGCACGUGAAGGGCUACCAGUUCCACAGACGCCUCCGGAUCCUGCCCAAGAGCCACAUCCGGACGGUCGAGUUUCGAAUAUCACCCAUGGACAAAAAGAAGACCAAGAAGUCCAAGCAAGAACCACCACUCGCCGGAAGUAGCACAAAGUAAAAGCGUCUAGAGACAAAAUCGAGUCGUAGCGUGGGUCUUGUUUGCUUCAAACAACCGGGUGGUUGUAUCAGUGCGAACAAUUGGACUAGAAAGGCACGAAAACAUGCUAAGACUUGUUGUAAAUUACCAAGAUGGCAAAACAACCAUACGUACAGCAUCAAUUUAUUUUACAAAAUGAGCAACAAGAUGCCCAAGGAAGUCGCCUUGCGCGGCCUUCUCACAAAAACCUGUUUCAUAAAAUUUCAAAUUUUCC
Pseudo-nitzschia multistriata is the source of this 2715-nucleotide messenger RNA. The record is from the annotation of a GenBank genome assembly. NCBI's taxonomy places the organism in Eukaryota, Bacillariophyta, Bacillariophyceae, Bacillariales, Bacillariaceae.